UGAGUCUGAAUCUCGUACGACAGCUACGUGUGCGUGUAACAUCAAUUCGCAAUAUUGUUCGAAGUAUUCUGUAUUUAAAUUAUUUGUUUGUUAAUGAUAAUUAAUACUUCUUAAGUUUCAAAAUGGUUUUGGCAGAUUUAGGGAGAAAGAUAACUUCAGCGUUGCGUUCACUGAGCAAUGCAACCAUCAUAAACAAAGAGGUGCUAGAUUCUAUGCUGAAGGAGAUAUGUGCUGCUCUGUUGGAAGCUGAUGUUAAUAUUAAACUUGUAAAACAGUUGAGGGAAAAUGUUAGGUCAGUGAUUGAUUUUGAAGACAUGGCUGGAGGAUUAAACAAGCGAAGAAUGAUUCAGUCAGCAGUUUUUAAGGAACUUGUUAAGCUUGUUGAUCCUGGUGUCAAAGCUUAUCAACCAACCAAAGCCAAAUCAAAUAUUAUCAUGUUUGUUGGUCUGCAGGGAAGUGGUAAAACUACCACAUGCACCAAGCUAGCCUACUACUACCAGAAGAAAGGGUGGAAGACAAGCCUGGUGUGUGCUGACACAUUUCGGGCUGGAGCUUUUGAUCAGCUAAAACAAAAUGCUACAAAAGCAAGGAUUCCCUUCUAUGGCAGUUAUACAGAGGUAGACCCAGUUGUUAUAGCCCAAGAUGGAGUGGAAAAGUUUAAGAAUGAAGGAUUUGAAAUUAUUAUAGUUGACACCAGUGGCCGUCACAAACAAGAAGAUUCACUGUUUGAGGAAAUGUUACAGGUGUCUAUUGCUGUGAGUCCAGACAACAUUAUUUUUGUCAUGGAUGCUUCCAUUGGCCAGGCUUGUGAAGCUCAGGCACGUGCCUUUAAAGAGAAAGUAGAUGUAGGAGCUGUAAUUGUCACAAAAUUAGAUGGACAUGCUAAAGGAGGUGGAGCUCUUAGUGCGGUAGCAGCAACCCACAGUCCUAUUAUAUUUAUAGGUACUGGUGAACAUAUAGAUGAUUUUGAACCUUUUAAAGUCAAGCCUUUUGUCAGCAAGCUGCUAGGUAUGGGAGAUAUUGAGGGGUUAAUUGACAAAGUCAAUGAGCUGAAACUAGAUGAUAAUGAAGAGCUAAUAGAAAAACUAAAACAAGGUGAAUUUACUCUUAGAGAUAUGUAUGAACAGUUUCAAAAUAUUAUGAAGAUGGGCCCAUUUAGUCAGAUCAUGGGUAUGAUUCCUGGGUUUAGUAGUGACUUUAUGACAAAAGGAAAUGAGCAAGAGUCCAUGUCUCGACUAAAGAAAUUAAUGACCAUAAUGGAUAGUAUGAAUGACCAGGAACUAGACCACAGAGAAGGAGCCAAGUUAUUUUCCAGGCAGUCUGGACGGGUGACUCGGGUGGCACGAGGUGCUGGUGUUACAUCACGAGAAGUGCAGGAACUCUUAUCCCAAUACACAAAAUUUGCUGCUAUGGUGAAGAAGAUGGGAGGCAUCAAAGGCCUUUUUAAAGGUGGUGAUAUGGGAAAGAAUGUGAAUCCAGCACAGAUGGCAAAACUGAACCAACAUAUGGCCAAGAUGAUUGAUCCUAAGGUUUUGCAACAAAUGGGUGGUAUGUCAGGACUUCAAAAUAUGAUGAGACAACUUCAGGGUGCUGCCUCAGGUAAUCUCAGCCAUUUGAUGGGUAACAAGUGACAAGAAUGAAUGACAAGUUUGUUUAAAACUGAGAAAUAAGUAUGAGCUGAUCAUCGCCAUCAGUGCUACAAAUACAAACUAUUAAAAACACCUAUCAUUCCAAACUCCCCCCCUCCCCCUCCUACCAUGCCAAGUUUUCAUUUCUGAUGCAGCAUACCAGAUACAUUACUAUUUGACAGUUAAGUUUUAUUUUGUUCAGAAGUUACGUGAUAAUGAUGUCCAAAAGUGGUUUCAUUUAACAGAAGAUGGUGCUUUGCAAAGGAAGAUGCAGACUCUCCAUCACAUCUCUCACUUAUUUUUCUCUUUCAUAAAUUUAAAAGAAAAUUUUAAUUGGGAUUUCAUGUGAAGUAAUUUUUUUAUUUGCAUAUUUAACUGUAGAAACUUCGGUGAAGAACAGCAUGAUUUCUGAAGUUAAUUUGAUGUUGUACAUAUCCAUGUAGAAUAAUAGAGAGUUGACCAAUUGUAUCCCUUACAUGAAAUUCAAUUGAAUGUUAAAGAAAAUUAGUACUACAAAUUUCUCUUUUUUAUUAUUUUUGAAUAAAAAACUAAAGUUCCUUGCAGUUAAGGAAUUGUAUGAUUGUAAACUGCUCUAAUAGAUGUUUGAACUGGAUCCCUGGGAGUGUUAGUAGAAAUUCAGACAUUAGGUGUAUAAUAAAAAUAUAUAUGUAAUUUAGCUAAUUUAAAAAAUUUGGCUUUUGUAGAAAGAAUUUAAAAUAUUUUGUUUUGUCUUGCUGGUUAACUGUAGAGAUUGUCAAGCAAAAAUUAUUUUUUUUUUCUAGUGAACUAACUAAACACUAUACUUUGAAAAGAAAUGAGAGUAUAAUUACACAUUUAUCAGUAAAACGACUUCACUGGUGAAAAAAAAAAUAUAAUUAUAAACUGUAUGCAUUAGGCUUAAAGAUAACUGAUCUUUCUGCUAACAGCAGUUUACAUUAUAAAUGUAGCUCUGUGUAGAACUUAAGCCUAAGAAUGUAGUUACAAAUAAAUAGACAUAUCUUGUUUGUAUUGAAACAGGAUAGUCUGCAAGUCAGGAAUUUGCCCUACAGUGGGUUAAUUCUUUUAGUAUCAUAAAUUAUAGUAAUAUACUGAGGAUAUCUAUGAAGUUGUACAACAACUUACUGUAUUGCACUUACAAAAGCUAGUGAUUUUGUUAGCUUACAUAUUGUCACCAACAUCAAAGUUACUUAGAUUUAUUGGAGGGAAUAAACAGUAAUACAAGUAGUGGUGGUUUUAACCUUUCUGUGAAGUUUACAUAAUCUAGGUAUGAAAACAAAAACAGAUUAAUUUUCAAAACAUCAAAGUGUUUGAUGAUGGUGUGUGAAUUACUUAAUGGACAAAAUGAGCUAUAAUACCAAUUUUUUUUUUAUAGUUGCAUGUUUUAUGUGACUAAAUGUAUGAUUCGCUAUUUGUGUAUACUAUUUGCAUCACAAUUUGAUUUUACACAACUGGGCUUCUUUACUCUGUUUUACUGAUUAAAUGGCAUUUAAAUUAUUUUAUAAAUACUAACUUUACUUCACAUUUCACAAAUAUGGUACUAACUUUAAUAACAUUAUGCUACCACAUGAUGACUAUGUAUAGAUCAGUUGCACUUACACUCCAUGUAAUUAAGUUAGAUAUUCAAAAGGUUUUGAUAUUAAUAUUACAAAUUUAACACCAUUUCAGCUAAUCUUAACAAAUGUUUUAAGUAUAAAUGAUUUCAUUAAAAUAUUUUAAUUGACAUCUGUGAAAAUUCACUGCUCAAAAAUGAACAUUUUUAAAAAUUGUGUCAGAUUUCAGCAGUUAUUUACUGUAUUAAUUGUUAUUUCAAAAUAUAUAAAUACUUUGCAUAAUAGUCACAUUACAGAAAAUGUAUUCAGGUUCUCUGGUAGCCACAUACAUUACUUAAGUGUGACUGAUUGGAGGAAGGGGGUAUGAAAUGUCAGUAAUUAAUAAAACUAGUAAUGUUUCAUUAGUAUAAAGUCUUACAUCUUUCAUCUUGAGAUGUAUUGUAAGUAUUCUUUCACAUUACAGUAACCAUUAAUAUAACUAAGUACAAAGCUAAUGAGAACUGAACUUUGUAUUGUUUGUUACAGCAUUGCACAUCAAUGCCUAAAUUUGAAUGUGAAAACAUCAGUGCUGUUGAUACCCAGAUUUGUUUUGUCAUCUUAUAUUUAGUUUAUAAAUAGUAAAAGUAACUGAUACUUGUAUAAAGAAGUUAAAACAAGGUAAAUUUCAUAAAGAGGUGUUUUUUAAAUAUUAAAUACAACUAUAUCUGAAGCUGUGUACAUUUUGGAUGAAAAAUUAAAGAUAAACAUUGUACAGAA
Messenger RNA from Limulus polyphemus (Atlantic horseshoe crab), 3934 nucleotides. It is a transcript of the gene Srp54k, whose product is annotated as signal recognition particle 54 kDa protein. NCBI's taxonomy places the organism in Eukaryota, Metazoa, Arthropoda, Merostomata, Xiphosura, Limulidae. Gene Ontology annotation, cellular component: signal recognition particle, endoplasmic reticulum targeting; cytosol. The coding region runs from base 123 to 1631 and encodes 502 amino acids. The transcript is spliced from 15 exons. The record is from RefSeq and is a predicted model, not a curated record. Gene Ontology annotation, biological process: SRP-dependent cotranslational protein targeting to membrane; SRP-dependent cotranslational protein targeting to membrane, translocation. Gene Ontology annotation, molecular function: endoplasmic reticulum signal sequence receptor activity; ATP hydrolysis activity; 7S RNA binding.